This is a messenger RNA of Argentina anserina (silverweed cinquefoil), 2028 nucleotides long. RefSeq names its product beta-galactosidase. Gene Ontology annotation, molecular function: carbohydrate binding; beta-galactosidase activity. Gene Ontology annotation, biological process: carbohydrate metabolic process. The transcript is spliced from 13 exons. Gene Ontology annotation, cellular component: cell wall; vacuole. Bases 1 to 2028 code for a protein of 675 amino acids. Lineage: Eukaryota; Viridiplantae; Streptophyta; Magnoliopsida; Rosales; Rosaceae. The record is from RefSeq and is a predicted model, not a curated record.
AUGAAGAAUUUCACUACAUUGAUCGUGGAUAUGAUGAAGAAAGAGAAGCUAUUUGCAUCUCAAGGAGGCCCUAUAAUUAUUGCUCAGAUUGAAAAUGAAUAUGGGAAUGUGGAAUCAUACUACGGAGAUGCUGGAAAAGCAUACAUCAACUGGUGUGCAAAUUUUGCUGAAUCACUGAACAUUGGCGUUCCAUGGAUUAUGUGUCAACAGAAAGAUGCUCCCGCAUCAAUGAUAAACACAUGUAAUGGCUGGUAUUGUGACUCAUUCACGCCAAGUAACCCAAACACUCCCAAGAUGUGGACUGAAAAUUGGACUGGCUGGUUUAAGAGCUGGGGUGGUUUAGACCCUCUCAGAACUGCUGAGGACGUUGCAUUUGCAGUAGCAAGGUUUUUCCAAUAUGGAGGCACAUUCCAAAACUAUUACAUGUAUCAUGGUGGAACAAACUUUGGUAGAACAGCAGCUUCAUACAUUACCACCUCGUAUGAUUAUGAUGCCCCUCUUGAUGAGUAUGGCCAUCUGAAUCAACCAAAAUGGGGGCAUUUGAAAGAGCUUCAUGAGGUUUUGAAAUCCAUGGAACAUACUCUCACUUAUGGCAAUAUUACCACCACAGAAUUGGGUAACUCUGUCUCGACCACUGUGUUCGCAACAAACGAUUCUAGUAGCUGCAUUUUUGGCAAUGCCAAUAACAGUGCAGAUGCUACAAUCACUUUCCAAGGAAAUACACAUACCAUUCCUGCUUGGUCUGUUAGUAUUCUUCCUGAUUGCAAAACAGAAGUAUACAAUACUGCUAAGGUUAACACCCAAACUACAGUGAAAGUAAAAAGUGUGAACAUGGCUGAGGACGAACCUGCUUCUCUUCAAUGGUCAUGGAGGCCCGAGAAGAUAGAUGACACCCAGCUUCUUGGUAAAGGUGAUGUUGGAGCAAAUCGUCUUAUGGACCAAAAAGAUGUUGCAAAUGAUGCUGAUGAUUAUCUUUGGUACAUGACAACUGUUCAACUCAGUAAGGAUGAUCCAAUUUUGAGUGGCAACAUGACAUUGAGGAUUAAUGAAACUGGUUACAUUCUUCAUGCUUAUGUUAACGGAGAACAUGUCGGUGAUCAAUGGUCCAAAUAUAACAACUUCAACUACAUUUUCGAGAAAUCUAUCAAGUUGGUUCCCGGAGUGAACACAAUUUCAUUGCUCAGUGCUACAGUCGGUUUUCCGAAUUAUGGAGGAGGAUUUGAGGACAUUAAAACUGGGAUUCUUGGUCCUGUUCAACUGGUUGGACAAAUUGAAGAUGAAACAGUGAUCAAGGAUCUCUCUGGACAAAAAUGGUCAUACAAGGUUGGACUCCAUGGCAUGAAAGACCUGCUCUUUAGCUCUGCUUCUCGUUUCGCAAAUAAGUGGUCGGUUAAAGCUUUACCAGUAAACAGGAGGAUGACAUGGUAUAAGACGACUUUCAAAGCUCCCCUAGGAACUGAACCAGUCGUGGUGGACUUACAAGGGUUGGGCAAAGGCCAUGCUUGGGUGAAUGGUCACAGCAUUGGGCGAUAUUGGCCAAGUUACUUGGCUCCAGAAGAUGGCUGUAGUCUUGAGGCUUGUGACUACCGUGGUACAUACGACAAUAACAAGUGUGUAUUCAACUGUGGCAAACCUACUCAAAGAUGGUAUCAUGUUCCGCGAUCCUUUUUGCAAGAUGAUGUAAACACAUUGGUGUUGUUUGAGGAAUUUGGUGGCAACCCAUCUUAUGUGAAUUUCCAAACGAUCAGAGUAGGAACUAUAUGUGCAAAUGCAUAUGAGAAUCAUACAUUGAAAUUAGCAUGCCAAGGUCGUUCCAUUUCAGCUAUCAAGUUCGCAAGCUUUGGAAACCCAGAAGGGACUUGUGGAUCAUUUAGGGAAGGCACCGGUGAUAGCACAACUGCUUUGUCCAUCCUUCAAAAGGAAUGUGUUGGAAAAGAGGCGUGCUCAAUUGACGUAUCAGAAAGCAAGUUUGGCUCCACAAACUGUGGCGAUAUUGUGAAGAGGCUGGCCGUGGAGGCAGUUUGUUAG